Messenger RNA from Tribolium madens (black flour beetle), 2007 nucleotides. Its product is annotated as speckle-type POZ protein-like B. The transcript has 5 exons. The record is from RefSeq and is a predicted model, not a curated record. NCBI's taxonomy places the organism in Eukaryota, Metazoa, Arthropoda, Insecta, Coleoptera, Tenebrionidae. Gene Ontology annotation, cellular component: cytoplasm; nucleus. Gene Ontology annotation, molecular function: ubiquitin protein ligase binding. The coding region runs from base 580 to 1737 and encodes 385 amino acids. Gene Ontology annotation, biological process: regulation of proteolysis; proteasome-mediated ubiquitin-dependent protein catabolic process.
UUAAAUUCGACAGGUGAAUUGAAACAGGAAAAACUAUAUCAUGGUUUUAAAAUAAAAUUCACUCUUUAGUACUUUGUACCUAUUUUCGAUCAAAUGGUACUUGAGAGUAACGAAAAUAGCGUGAAACAAUCAUGAUUGAUUUUAUCAUUUUGGUUAUAAUAGAGACACUUUUUUCAAGAUUGGAGACUAUUUUUUUAUCUAAGUCGUUAAUGCAUUUGUUUGUUCGGCAAAUAUUUUCCUCUAGAAUUAUGGCUGCGGUUUCAAUUGGCGAUAAUUAUAUCACAUCAUUUAAAUUUACUUGUGUCCACAAUGACUGUUGAUAGAAGCAUUUUAAUUCGACCUAAAAAUCAUUCCACUUGUCAUUAAAAUUCCAAUUAACAUUUAGUUGUAAUUUACGAAAUUUCGUAAAGAUCUAAUUUUAUCCCUAACUACUAAAGUCCACAUGAAUCGGAGAACUGCCAUUAAAAAUAGACCACAUAAAUAAUUAUGUCAACAAAGCUUCGACCAGAUUUAUAUAAACGCCGGUAAAAAUGUUUGCGCUUAGUUUCAGUUGAGACUUUGCCACGAACUGGUGGCAAAAUGGUUAAGUUAAUAAUGAAAAUGCCAACCAAACCGAAAACCGCUCAUAAAGAACCAAUCGAUUUAGAAGUGGGAACUGUUUCUGAAGAAAUAGAAGUCCCGGUGGCUUCAGAAGUUGUCUUUAGAAAAAUAUGGAAGAUCAAAAGGUUCCACAAGACGAUAGCAAAAAGGGAUUUGGUUGAUAGUCCGGUAUUCAGAUGCUCAGUCAAUGGAAUGGCCACAUUUUGGAAUAUCUCGGUCAGAUUUUGGAAAGGUCCCAAUGGUAAAAAAGUCACCAAUCCAUUGGUGGUUUGUCUAAACCUGACAGGUUGCGAAACGGAAGAGACAGGCCAGGCCCGUGUCCGUUUCCAAUUUGGAGUAUGGGACGCUAGUAUCAAACAUUGGGAAUGCUGUCCCAUUUCCAGUGUGGUGCUAAACCUCCAAAACAGCAAAGAUUUGCUUUCUGUAGGCUACAAAAGCCUCGGAAUUCUUGACAGACAUUUAGAUAGUUCCAAAGACGUCAGUAUUAUGCUUAAACUUCAAAUAAUCCAAAGCGAUGAAGAGGUCCACAGUUUAUCCCAAGACAUGGCUAGAUUAUUAGUAAAAUCCGAGGACAAAGACACCAUCAUCGAAUGUGCUUCUAAAGAGGACGAAUCUCCUCUUACAGUCCAUAGUUGGAUAAUUAGGGCACGUAGUAGUAAAUUAGCGAUGAAAUUGCAAAAAUCCGAAGACGAGAAAACGCCAAAUAUCAAAUACAAACUUGAUUUGUCCGAUUUCCAACAUAGUUUAGUAACGGAACUUGUCAGAUAUAUUUACACGGACAAAGUUGAUAACGCUGAUACACACGCGAACAAACUUUUGCCAUUGUCAACAAGAUAUCAACUACCGGGGUUAACAGCAUUGUGUGAAAGAACCUUACUCGAGAGUCUCACGCCGAGUAACGUUGCUAAUAUACUCCUGUUGGCCGAUCAGUGCCGUUGCGAAAAUUUAAGAAAAGCUGCUUUGCAUUAUUGUGAAAAUUCCGAAGAAAUUAAAGAAAGCGUUCAUAUAGGUAAAACUUUGGCGUGGAGAGUCAUGGAAAUGGUCAAUCCAGACCUCUUCCUCGAAGCUUGUGAAAGUUUCGGGAGUUCGUCGAGUAAUUUAGACAGUCCUGGAACUCCGGGUUCGUGGAGUGAUUAAACCGCUUUCAGUUAAUUUAUUUAUUGCUCAUUAAGUACAAAUUGGAAUUUAUCUGAAGAGAUCUGUGUUAUUUAUUAUGUGUCGCCGUAAUGUGUAAAACGAUGUGAUGUUAAUAUUUGUAUUACAAUUUUUAAUUUGUAUUACAAAAUAAUUAGAAGUACUAUUUUGUAUAAUUUUUAUAUUGCUUUAUUAUGUUAAGUUGUUAUAUUAACAAUCUUAUACGUGAUAUGUAAUAAGGCUUUGUUCAAAGUAUACCUGCAUUGUAUUGUA